This is a messenger RNA of Nerophis ophidion (straightnose pipefish), 2208 nucleotides long. RefSeq names its product sodium/myo-inositol cotransporter-like. Gene Ontology annotation, cellular component: plasma membrane. The record is from RefSeq and is a predicted model, not a curated record. The coding region runs from base 1 to 2040 and encodes 679 amino acids. Gene Ontology annotation, molecular function: D-glucose:sodium symporter activity. Gene Ontology annotation, biological process: inositol metabolic process; transmembrane transport; myo-inositol transport. The transcript has 4 exons. Lineage: Eukaryota; Metazoa; Chordata; Actinopteri; Syngnathiformes; Syngnathidae.
AUGUCAGGCAAUAUGGAAGUGGUGGACAUCCUGGUUGUGGCUGGUUACUUCAUUAUCGUACUGGCGAUUGGCUUCUUGGCCAUGCGCAAGCCCAGUAGGAACACGUUAAAAGGUUACUUCCUGGCAGGCCGCUCCAUGAACUGGGCAGCCGUCGGGGCCUCUCUAUUUGUCAGCAAUAUCGGGAGUGAACAUUUCAUUGGACUCGCCGGAUCAGGCGCUGCAAGUGGUCUCGGCGUGGCUGCGUGGGAAUUAAACGCUCUGUUGCUGCUCCAGUUGUCAGGCUGGAUCUUCGCACCCGUCUAUAUCUACUCAGGGGUCUUUACCAUGCCGGAAUACCUGUCGAAGCGCUUCGGUGGAAAGAGACUGAAAGUGUAUUUUGCUGUGUUAUCGCUCAUACUUUACCCCCUUACAAAGAUAUCUGUGGACCUCUAUGCUGGAGCCUUGUUCAUCAGGGAGUCUUUGGGAUGGAACCUGUAUUUGUCAAUCAUUCUGCUCAUCGCCUUGACGGCUUUGCUGACUAUCACCGGAGGACUUGUCGCGGUCAUCUACACAGACGUGCUUCAAGCUGCCCUCAUGGUCAUUGGCGCUGUCUGCCUCAUGUGCAUCAGCAUUUACAAAGUGGGAGGAAUUGGAGGAAUGAUGACCAAGUAUAUGCAGGCUGCCCCGAACAUCACUGCCAUCUUGUUGUCUUCUCCCAACCUUACAUACUCUGAAUCCUGCCACCACUACUUCAACCCAGAGCCAGAUGCUCUAAAGAUCCUUCGAGGACCCAAGGAUGCACAUCUACCAUGGCCUGGGUUCCUUCUGGGCCAGACUCCUGCUUCCAUAUGGUACUGGUGCACAGAUCAAGUGGUCAUGCAGCGGAUUCUUGCAGCAAAGAACAUAGCCCAUGCCAAAGGCUCAACCGUAAUGGCUGGCUUCCUGAAAAUCCUGCCCAUGUUUGUCAUUGUCAUACCAGGGAUGAUCUCCAGAAUCUACUUUACCGAUGAAUUGGUGUGCAUCAGCCCGGAGCAUUGCAUGGAAGUGUGCGGCUCCACAUCUGGCUGUACCAACGUGGCCUAUCCGCGGCUCGUCAUGGCCAUGAUGCCCGCCGGUCUUCGCGGCCUGAUGAUGGCCGUCAUGAUUGCAGCGCUCAUGAGUGAUUUGGAUUCCAUUUUCAACUCAGCAAGCACCAUCUUCACUUUGGAUAUUUACAAGAUGCUGCGGGAGAGUGCAUCUUCCAGGGAACUGGUGAUUGUUGGCAGACUGUUCGUAGUCUUUAUGGUGAUCGUGAGCAUUGGCUGGGUGCCCGUCAUUAUCGAGAUGCAGGGAGGCCAGAUGUUCUACUAUACCCAGGAAAUAGCAAACUACUUGACUCCUCCCAUUGCAGCCGUCUUCUUACUUGGGGUCUUAUGGCACCGCUGUAAUGAAAAGGGUGCUUUUUGGGGUGGGGUGGUUGGCUUUGUCCUUGGAGUGCUACGUCUGGCGUUGGCGUAUGUAUAUAGAGAGCCUCACUGCAGCAAACCAGAUGAGAGACCAGCAUUCAUCAAGGAUGUCCAUUUCAUGUAUGUGGCAGCCAUCCUGUUUUGGACAACUGCUCUGGUGACUGCGGUUGUAAGUUUCUGCACGCCCUCACCCAGAACAGACCAAAUUCGAACCACAACCUGGUGGGGCUUAAACCAGAGAAAGCUCGACCAGAAAGGAAAACCUGGAGAAGAAAUUAAUUUGAAGAAGGUUAAUGGAGAUGAAGAAGGUCCUCUGGUCCAAAAUGGUGGCCUGGUCAUAAUUCCUGAUCCUAAAAUGCGGGAAAAGGCAGAUUGCGAGUGGCAAGAGGAGGGCGGCUCUCGAGAAGCAGCAGGCAAGUGUAGCAACAAGCUUUUUCUAUGGUUCCUGGGAUUUCAGGAACCACCACCCAAAGUUCAGGCCAUGACGGCGCAAGAUCAUGAAAAGCUGGUGAAUGAGCUUCUAAAUGAAUCUCCUAAAACUAAAAUAAUCCUCAACGUGGGGAUGAUUACAAUUUGCUGCAUAGGGAUCUUCCUUUUGAUCUUUUUCUCCGUAUAGGUAAAUUUAGCAAUGCUCAAAUUCAGUCUCUUUUUAAUGAAUCUUGAUUACUUUUAGAACAAUCAAGUGGAUCUUAAUCUUGUGGAUUCAAAAUAACACCUGCUACCUCUUUUGAACCUAUAGAGACUUUUUAUAAAGCCUAAAGUUAAGAUAUGCAGGAAUUGUAAU